GAAAAAGAACGUAAAAGAAAAACAAAUCUCUUGAGAGAGAAUGUGGCGGGUACCUCCGGUAGUGCAUUUUUAGAGGGGAAAAGAAGAGAGCAUAAACUUAACAGAAAACAAAAACCCUAGGGUUUAUGAUUCGGACCGUUUGAAUUCAAAGCAUUUCUAGACAUCUUCCAAUUGUGGCGAGCGAAGAUGUCUGACAACAAAGCUUUUUCCAUGGCCUCUGUUUUCAGUUCAUUGUCAGAAAGCUUCCGGAGAGUGCCUCCAAUGGCAGUUCCAGCUAUUUUAGAUUGCCUUUUUGCUUCUACUGGGUUAUCCCCAUCUGAGCUUUUCGAUUCGCUUCUCGAGACUUUUCCCAAAAACAUUGAUGAUGCUGCCAUGAAGGAGGGGAAGUUUGAUGCUGAUCAAUGUAAUUACAUCACAUCUUUGGUAUGCGCGCUGUGCCACAUACUAAAAAAAAAUGGUGCUAAUCCUGAUGCUUUGAAGUCAUUUAUAUGGAAAAGUUUUGUUCCUUUGAUAAAUAAGGCAGCUACAUUGAAUCGGGAAAUGCUAAACCAGGUCUCUGAAUCAUUCAUUGAUGUUGUAAGUGAGACGAACUCAUGGCCUAUUGUCGAAGCAACCCUAGUUCCAUUUUGUAUAAGUUCAGCUCUUUAUUCCACGAGCGUGCAGCAAAAUGUUGAGUUGGACACCUUUGAGGGUGACGGAUGUUCUGUCAUUUUGGGCUCAAAUUUCCCUGUGCACGAACCUAGAAUGGAUAAUCAGAUGACGAAAGGCUAUCGAUUCCUUCAAUUACCACUAGCAUGCCAUGUUUUGUCUAUAAUGUUAGAUGCUGUCUUUUGUAAUACACAAGCACCACAAACAUCAGGCGUAGUGGUGUCAAAUGGGUACCAAAAAGCUGAAGAGUUUACUGUUAAACUAAUUUGGGAUAUUUGCAAUUUAUCUGCCCAAAUGCUUUUACAAAGCUCGGAUCAUCGAUCUUGUGCCAUUUGCUAUCUUCUUCCAGUAAUCUUUGAAGCACUUCUUUCUCACCAUUCUUUAGAGAUCUCCAUUAAAGGCCAUGCAUGUAAUCUCUCCAGGAACCGUUUCCUCAUGAAAAUAUGGAAAUGUUGCAAAAAACUAUUUUCAUUUGGAACUUUGGAGAGAAGAGAUGCCUAUAGGAUUUUGUCUCUUUAUUUAUGUUUUUUCCCUCACAAUGAAGAGCUUGGAGGUGCUGGAAUGUGUGAUGACGGAGAAGAAUUUGACAUAAGGGCUGAUAAAGAUUUUUGGGAUGAAAUUAAAAGAGGCUUGGUGGAUAAGGAGAGCUCGGUGAGGAAGCAAUCACUAUAUAUAUUGAAGAAAGCACUAUCUAUAAAUGGAAGAGGCAACACAUCUAUGGUUCCAAAGACAAUUUCACGUGGAAAAGACAAUAAUGUUCGAGGUAUUACCAAAAGGGAAAGAUGGGCCAAUAAGGAAGCAAAUUCACUGGGUGUAGGGCAAAUUUGCAGCCAACAUGAAAUUGUAACAAAUAGCCGGCAGCAACAGUGGGAAGCAUUCAUACUUCUUUAUGAAAUGCUUGAAGAAUAUGGUUCACACUUGGUUGAAGCUGCUUGGUGUCACCAGAUAUCCUUCUUACUACAAGAUCCGGCCUCUACUAAUAUGGACAGCUUCAGUAGUGGCGUUCAUCAGAACCAAAUUGAAAUGUCUGGGGAAAUCUUUAGUUGGUUAUCAAUCUUGUGGGUUCGGGGAUUCCACCAUGAUAAUCCUUUAGUUAGAUGCUUGAUCAUGCAGUCCUUCUUGGCCAUUGAGUGGAGGGAAAAAGUUCCUUGUUUAAAGUCAGUGCCAGAAACUUUUAUUAUUGGACCUUUCAUUGAAGCACUCAAUGAUCCUGUGCAGCACAAAGAUUUCGGUUUAAAAGGAGUUUACUCAUCCAAGACAGUUGAAGGUGCAGCCCGUUUUAUAUGUCAAUAUGCAAACAUUCUUGAUGGAAGGACAAGACGUGUGUUUUUGCAUCAGCUCACAUCUUUGGCUAGGAAGAAAUCAUUUGGUCGAGUUGGGUUGAUCAGCCUAUCUGAAUGCAUUGCUUCAGCUGCUUCAAUAGUUGAAUUUGACUACAAUAGUGAAGGAGAGUGCUUUAAUGGUUCUUCACUAUCAGCCCAGGGGGAUUUCACAACUUAUUCUCUGGAGUGCAAACUGGAAUUGCUGGAUGAUCUGAGAUUUGUGGUUGAGAGCAGCAAACAACACUUCAAUCCUAGUUAUCGCCUUCAAGUUUGUGCCAAAGCUCUGGAGGCUGCUGCUUCGGUCUUGUGUACAUCAAACUUAGCGCUUGAGGUUGUUCUGCAUUUUAUUUCAGCAAUACCACGAGAGGCUACUGACUAUGGAGGUUGCUUAAGGAGGAAAAUGCAAAAUUGGCUGUUAGGGUGUGGUAAGAAGUGCUGCAGUGGCAGUUGCUGCAGUACCGAGACAAAGUUUAUGAAGAGCCUUAUUGAGUUCCCUAAAAGAUUUGUGAAUCAUAAUCAUUCAUCCGAUGCUUCUGUUACUUACGAUGAUGAAGAAUUGGUAGCAUGGGAAUGUGAGGCAAAACGAUGGGCAAGAGUGGUUUUUCUUGCAGUCAAGGAGGAACAUCAAUUAACACCUAUACUGACGUUUGUUCACAACCAUGGUGUAAAUAUUUGCAAACAGAAGAGUGAUUUGGAAGGUAUACGCGUGAAGUUCCUAAUACUUAUCAUGACUUUGGUUCAAGAACUUCAAUUAGUUCAGCAGAAAAUUGGUCACUGCAACUACAAAUGUGACUCGGAUGAGCUUACCGUGUCUCAGCCAAGUGACAAUUGGAGCUAUGCAGGAUCAACUAUUUUUAGCCAGAAAAUAGCCAACCUUCUUCCAUUACUACAGGUAGAAUUGGUUUCUUUUGCUACCGUGUCUUGUUCCAUAUUCUGGUCCAACGUCAAGUCAGAUGAGACAGUAUUACCAGGUUCUGUGAAAGGGAAACUUGGGGGCCCCAGUCAACGCCGGUUGCCAUCCUCUGUUGCUACUUUGGUUCUGCUAGCUGUAACAUCAACGAAGGCUGUAGCAUCUGUCUUGUCAUGUUGCAGACAGUUUCAAAUCCUUUGUUCAAGUAAUCCUGGUGUCGAUUUUUUACUGACGUUUUUGUUGAAGACUGUUUCAUCUCCAGCUUAUCACUCAGAGAGUGGAGCAGAAAUAUGUCUUGCAACAUAUGAAGCGCUAGCCUCUGUUCUCCAAGUGCUCGUGUCAGAGUUUUCUUCUGAAGCUCUAAGAUUUAUACGGGAUGAGACUACACUACGUCAUCCAGGAGUAGAAGGAAGGCCAAUGUUGGACUCUCUUAUUCUAACUUUACAUCAGCAUGUAAAUGGUAUACUUGAUGCGGGAGUUUUAGUUCGAACUAGAAGGGCAGUUCUACUGAAGUGGAAGUGGCUUUGCCUAGAGUCUCUUUUAUCAAUUCUCUAUUGCGCUCUUCAAAAUGGAAUCAGUUUAGUGGAUAAUAACGUUUUUUUAUCAGAAGCAACUCUUCUACAGAUAUUCAGUGAUCUUGUUGAGAGCCUCGAGAAUGCUGGAGAAUGCUCUGUUUUGCCCAUGCUGAGAUUGGUUAGAUUGACCUUGUGUCUAUUUUACAAGGGAAAGUCUGGUCUGCUUGUUACAUCGUGUAAUGGCAUGAAUUCAGAGAUGAUGUGGCGUUUGGUGCGUUCCUCUUGGAUAUUGCAUGUCAGCUGCAACAAGCGAAGGGUUGCCCAUAUUGCUGCGCUUCUAUCUUCUGUUUUGCAUUCUUCUACGUUUUCUGAAAGCAGUAUGCAUUUAAGUGAUGGUGGACCAGGACCUCUGAAAUGGUUUAUAGAAAAAAUUCUUGAAGAAGGCACCAAAAGUCCUCGAACAUUUCGUCUGGCCGCAUUACAUUUGACUGGCAUGUGGCUUAGUCAUCCAUGGACCAUAAAGUAUUAUCUUAAAGAACUGAAACUGCUAUCACUAUAUGGUUCUAUUGCUUUUGAUGAAGAUUUUGAAGCGGAAUUAACUGAUAAUGAUACACGGACUGAAGUAUCAUUAUUGGCAGAAAGUCCAGACCCUGAGCUCACUGAAGUGUUUAUCAAUACAGAAUUGUAUGCACGUGUAUCAGUUGCUGUUCUGUUUCAUAAACUUGCUGACUUGGCUGACAUGGCUGGAUUGUCUAAUGAAUAUGGGAGUUGCCAUGAUGCUGUGGAAUCUGGAAAAUUGUUUCUGCUUGAGCUCCUUGAUUCUGUGGUAAACAGCAAUGACCUAGCAAAGGAAUUGUAUAAAAAGCACAGUGCUAUCCAUAGACGCAAAAUACGUGCUUGGCAAAUGAUAUGUAUUCUAUCCAAGUUUGUCUGCCAAGAUAUAGUUCAGCAAGUUACUAAUAGCUUGCAUGUCUCCCUCUCUAGAAAUAACCUACCUUCAGUUCGUCAAUACUUGGAAACAUUUGCAAUCAGCAUUUACUUGAAGUUUCCAACAUUGGUUAAGGAGCAAUUGGUUCCUAUACUACAAGAUUACAAUAUGAGGCCUCAGGUGCUCUCUUCUUAUGUAUUUAUAGCUACAAAUGUUAUCCUCCAUGCAACUAAAGCAGUUCAGUCCAGCCAUUUGGAUGAGUUGCUUCCUCCUCUUGUUCCACAACUAACCUCUCAUCACCACAGUUUACGAGGUUUUACUCAGUUACUGGUGUACCAUGUUCUUUGUAAAUUUUUUCCAGCAGUGCAAUUCAGACCCCACAGGAAUAUGCCUUUAGAGAGAAGAUGUUUUGAAGAUUUGAAAUCAUACCUUGAGAAAAAUCCCGAUUGUGUCAGAUUACGGGCAUCAAUGGAAGGAUAUCUUCAUGCCUAUAAUCCUGCACUAUCUGUCACACCAUCUGGAAUUUUCUCAAGCAGAGUUAAGGACCUUGAGUUCGAGUGUGUCCCAACAUCUCUCAUGGAGCAAGUUCUGAAUUUUCUGAAUGAUGUCAGAGAAGAUCUUCGGUGUUCAAUGGCAAAUGAUCUGACAGCUAUUAAAAAUGAGAGCUUUAAAACUAUUGAAGAUCACAACCUUAUGGGUAUAUCAUCUGACAUAAAUGAAGAAAAAUCUACUUCCAUACUGCCUGUAGCAACUUCUUUGGAUUUUCAGAAAAAGGUCACUCUCUCAAAACAUGAGAAGAAAGACACUGAGAAUAGUUCCUACUUGGGCAGCAAAGAAGCUUACAAGUUCCUUUAUGAAAUGGAGGGGGAGGAUCAGCUUCUUAACCAGCUACUGCAUUCCAGAAGUUUGUCAAUGGAAGAUUUAAAAACAAAUCGACAAAACUUUAUCCUUGUAGCAUCUCUGCUUGAUCGCAUACCGAAUUUGGCUGGUUUGGCUAGGACUUGUGAGGUUUUUAAGGCUGCAGGAUUGGCUAUUGCAGACUUGAAUAUUCUAAAUGACAAACAAUUUCAACUCAUCAGUGUUACAGCAGAGAAGUGGGUGCCAAUUGUUGAAGUCCCAGUGAACAGUAUGAAGCUUUUCCUAGAGAAAAAGAAACGAGAAGGCUUCUCUAUUUUGGGUUUGGAACAAACGGCUAAUAGUGUGCCUCUUGAUCAGUAUGCAUUUCCCAAGAAGACAGUAUUGGUCCUUGGACGUGAAAAGGAGGGUAUACCCGUUGACAUAAUCCAUAUACUUGAUGCAUGCGUUGAGAUCCCUCAAUUGGGAGUUGUCAGAUCUCUUAAUGUUCACGUUAGUGGUGCCAUUGCACUCUGGGAAUAUACUCGACAACAGAGACACCUCUCAUGACAUUUCCAAUUACUUUUGGUGGAAAGUUUCAAACAUUAAGGUUCACUUGCUAAAUUUUCAGGUUGAGUAAUUUAUCAUCUAGGACAACUGUCAUAUUUUGGCUGUGUAAAGAAAUCAGAAAUGGAUUUCAUAUGGGAAGGAUGGUGGUACAGUAACAAGUCAAUCAUAAUUUGUAUGAAAGAGUCAUUGUAUUGUUGUCAAAUUACGAGUUCACUUGUAGAAAUUUUGUAUGCAUUAGAGUUUUUCAAGCAACUCAAUCAGUGCCAUUUAUUUUUCAUACAGCAAAUGUUAUUUUUCUAAUCUCA
This is a messenger RNA of Benincasa hispida (wax gourd), 6032 nucleotides long. RefSeq names its product tRNA/rRNA methyltransferase (SpoU) family protein. Gene Ontology annotation, biological process: tRNA methylation. Gene Ontology annotation, molecular function: tRNA (guanine) methyltransferase activity; RNA binding. Lineage: Eukaryota; Viridiplantae; Streptophyta; Magnoliopsida; Cucurbitales; Cucurbitaceae. The record is from RefSeq and is a predicted model, not a curated record.